This is a messenger RNA of Nanorana parkeri, 1579 nucleotides long. It is a transcript of the gene SUSD6, whose product is annotated as sushi domain containing 6. The record is from RefSeq and is a predicted model, not a curated record. NCBI's taxonomy places the organism in Eukaryota, Metazoa, Chordata, Amphibia, Anura, Dicroglossidae. The coding region runs from base 145 to 1041 and encodes 298 amino acids. The transcript has 6 exons.
CCGGUGUUAAGUGAUCGAAUCCCGGGAGGGAGCGGAGAACUCAUUCCGGUCUAGUAUCGGAGACACUGUGCCAGAGGAGGGAGGCCGGGGACCAGCCGGUGCUGGUUGUCAUAUCUGCCCCUUGGCUUACCUUAUUCUAAGAAGAUGUGCCAGCAAGUAUCAGCAGGGAAAAGCCAGUGGUAUAAAGUCUGGUCCUCAGGAAGGAGUGGAGUAUUAGUGUUGCUACUUUCCUAUCUACCUUACACUUUCAGCUCAGUAUGUCCACCACCCCCAGAACCAGAGAAUGGUGGAUUCAUGUGUCACCCCCCUCACUGUGAAAAGCCCUUUACAUCUGGCAGUGUCAUAGAGUAUUUCUGUGCCGAAGGAUACAUGCUGAAAGGAGACUACAAGUUCCUAACAUGCAAGAAUGGUGCUUGGAGCCCACCUAUGGGAGUUAGCUGUAGACUGAGCCAGGACACCAAUAGAAAUACCAGCCUUGGGGUGCCCACACUUUCCAUUGUUGCCUCAACAGCCAGCUCUGUGGCCCUGAUAUUACUCCUAAUUGUCUUAUUUGUGCUACUACAACCCAAAAUCAAGUCCUUCCACCACAGCAGGCGUGAAACACAUGUGCCAGGGGAGCAGGUUUCUAUCAUGGUUGAUGGGGUGCAGGUAGCCCUUCCUUCGUAUGAAGAAGCUGUUUAUGGCAGUGCAGGAAACUGUAUCCCAUCUGCCAGCUCUCGAGUGCAGAUUGUGUUGUCUGAAGGUCCAGGAGAAGAGCAGGAUAUACAGCAGGAACUACCUGACUCCAGCAUCCCAGGACAAUCUGUGCAGAAUACUCACACCACUGGCCCAGCCAUGGCACAUAAUUCACAAUGCACAGCUGGCAGCUCCCAGCAAUCAGAGACUGUACUGGUCCAUCAGACUUCCCAGUGGGUGUCUGGAGCACACAGCAGGACACUGGGAAGGGAGGGUGCUGACUCUGAAAGCAGUGAUGUGCAGAGUCUUCUUUCACUCUCCUCUGAGGAAUAUACAGAUGAUAUCCCUCUGCUAAAAGAAGCUUGAAGAGAUCUGAUGCCUCACUCAACCCUGCGGGAUCCCUACAAUCUCCCUGCUCUGCAUUUCCUGUAUGGACAGGAGCUCUGGAGCUGACAUGUGCCUCCCUCAUCCCCACCAACCCACUGAGCACAGACGCUUUGUUCCCCAUCUACACAGUACUGGGAGCAGGUUGUCUGAGCUUUGCUUGCAGAGGUGUACAACUCUAUUUAAUAUGUAUGUGUAAUGCUGUAACCUAUAUACGAAUACUCCUGUGAUAUGGGCUGGAUCAUACAUCGCCUGGCACGUUUCCCUACUAAAUAUUAAUACCUCUUGGCCUUCCUAGUAACUUUAGCACGCACACAUGUUGUUGUGGACCUCCAUAGGACACAUUCAGAUACCUGGAGUAUAUUUACAUGGUUCCUAAGGGAAGACCCUUGUCUCAGGUUAAGCCAUUCAGGUGGCUACAAAAUGCAUUGUCCAGUGCAAUAUUCCCUGUCGUUUCAAACAACACUGGACAAGGAUUUUUUCAAAACCCUAAGGUGUAGACCACUUCUCAGGCUGGCUG